Molecule: messenger RNA, 1188 nt
Organism: Babesia ovata
Lineage: Eukaryota; Apicomplexa; Aconoidasida; Piroplasmida; Babesiidae
Product: ADP-ribosylation factor
Exons: 3
Coding region: 1-1188 (395 amino acids)
Biological process (GO): vesicle-mediated transport; intracellular protein transport
Cellular component (GO): cytoplasm
Molecular function (GO): GTPase activity; GTP binding
Source: RefSeq, a predicted model, not a curated record
AUGGUGGGUCUUGACGCGUCCGGCAAGACCACGAUUUUGUACAAGCUGAAGCUCGGCGAGGUCGUGACCACGAUUCCGACCAUCGGUUUUAACGUCGAGACCGUGGAAUACAAGAACAUUUCGUUCACUGUGUGGGACGUCGGAGGGCAGGACAAGAUCCGCCCUCUGUGGAAGCACUACUACACAAACACCCAGGCUGUGAUCUUCGUGGUCGACAGCAACGACCGUGCGCGCAUUAAGGACGCACGCGAGGAAUUGCACAAAAUGAUGAACGAGGAUGAGCUGCGCGAGGCGUUCUUGUUGAUCUACGCCAACAAGCAGGACCUGCCGAACGCCAUCCCGGCGACGGAGCUGUCCAACGAGCUGGGCCUCAACCAGUUCGUGAUAUGUGUGUUGCUAUGUGAUGAGAUUUUCGCUCCGUGCAAGGGUGCGUUGUUGCCGUUGCGUCGUUUCGACGCCGCUGUGUAUGCGUCGCGUCGCCACGGCCUGCCGGCUUCUGGCAGUCUGCAUUAUGUAGACAAAGUAUUGGCCAGCUACGUGCCCUCCGAGGCCGAAGCGGCCUCCAAAGUAGUAUCGUGGCGGUCUGAGACCUGGCCGACGCUGAGCCGAUUGUUUGCUACUUCCAUCGCAGGGUUGAGAAAAGCGUCACUUUUGAGUGAGCUUAUGAUCUCGGUAAAAUGUUCGCUGGAGGCACUGGAUGCGGCACUGAUGCCCUUUCGUGGUGUCCCAGUGAUAUAUUUACUGUUGUACCCCGACGUGCAGAAAUUUGCCUCCACUUACAUGCGUUUGUUGAUGUCGCAAUGCCGUAAGUUGGAUUCACAUGCGCACUUGACGGCUUUGGAUGCCUCUCCACGGCUGAUGUCUAUUUUACAGGGGCAUUCGCAGUCCAUGAUAUCGAUGAAGGGUGCCGCGUUACGGUUCAUGGGUUCGCUCAAGGUAAACGUAGCAGCCAACCUGAAGCAGCCCCAUCAUCGUAUCGUCAACACUUCAUCCGUUUACUGGGGCGUGGUUCACCGUUCGGCGCGUCUGUCUGGUCUGCUGGUGUUUUCGGCCGGGUGUUGCCUGUGCGCUGUGAACCGCGUGCUGCUGCCGUUGUUGUUAGGCGAGUUGUUGCCCUCCUUGUCACGCAGCAUCGGGUUGGGUAGUUUGGCCGGAUUGUCGGAUAUGCUGUCGCUGCAGGUGGAGUAG